Messenger RNA from Megalops cyprinoides (Indo-Pacific tarpon), 1681 nucleotides. RefSeq names its product Wilms tumor protein 1-interacting protein homolog. The record is from RefSeq and is a predicted model, not a curated record. Gene Ontology annotation, biological process: positive regulation of miRNA-mediated gene silencing; regulation of DNA-templated transcription; negative regulation of hippo signaling. The coding region runs from base 164 to 1681 and encodes 505 amino acids. Gene Ontology annotation, molecular function: transcription corepressor activity. The transcript has a single exon. Gene Ontology annotation, cellular component: P-body; adherens junction; transcription regulator complex. Lineage: Eukaryota; Metazoa; Chordata; Actinopteri; Elopiformes; Megalopidae.
UGCAUUAUGUUAAUAUAACGCGAAAGAGGGUUAUUUUGGCGAAAUAACGGCUCUGGUUGGCUUGAGCCCGUUUUUGUUGUGAUUUCCAUGUGAAGUGAGAUUGCUGCUGUCUUUGGCUAGUUGGCUAACACUUGAUAACUCUUGUUUCUCGGGAACAAAAACCAUGGAUAACUAUGAGGAGAAUUUGGGACUCCGAGCAAGUAAAUUAAUAGAGGAUCUUUCAAUGUAUGAAACGUAUACAGAUGGGGUUUACAGUGCAAGAAGAGACAUGGUCAUUAGCACAGAUUUGGAAUUUUCGACUCAAAUGAUUCCCGAGCAGAAAACUAAAAGAAUCAAUGGUUGUUCUGUACUGCAUCAGCUGCCCCAUACCGUUGAAAACUACUCUUCGGGGAAUAAAGUUUACAUUGCGGCUUCUGUGCGUCCAGUGAAUGGAAACCGACCUCUUCACGAAGAUUUCUGCAGCCCUCAAAGAGAUGCAGUGUAUUGUGAAGAUGGCCAUUGCACCAAAUCCGAAGUUGCCUUACCGUGCUACAGCGGCGCUUCCGAGCGGCAUCGGAGGUACUCUGUGGAGGUGCAGCCUUAUAGAUACAGCACCGGUAGCGCGUAUGAUGCGGUGGUGGUCAGCAAACAAGGAGCUUCUCCUCCUUUCCCCGGCAACAGAAGCAACAGUGUCUGCAUUAGCACCAAUCAAGACGGCAGGUACAAUGUAACCAGCCCCCGUUCGAGUUUAGCGUUUUCUGUGUACUCUCAGGAGCAGAGCAAGCAUCCAAGCCCGCGGUCUAGUAUCAGCAGCCCUCGGACUAGUCUGGUGGUACCCGGUCAAGAAAAAUACAGUCCCAGAUCCAGUUUGGCGCAGUAUGACGGGAACUGUACGCUUAGCUCAAGGUCCAGCUAUGCAAGCACAGCCAGCGACACUAGUAAACAUUCCAGUCCAAGGACCAGUUUGAACAGCUAUGACUGCGGGAGUAAAACCAGUAGCAACCGUACAAGUGGCAUUAGCAUGGGGUACGACCAAAGGCAUAUCAGCCCGAGGUCGAGCACGGCUAGUCAGUACUCUUGUACCGCUAGUCCACGUUCUAGUUACUCGGAUUCUCGGUACAUGCCGACUGGAAGUCAUGAAUUGGAGGGCUCAAUGGUACACGGCAUUGCUGUAGCUAGCCCACAGGACAGUGGCGUUAGACCCGGGGUCCCGGCAAAUUGCGUGUUGAGCCCUCGCUCCAGCAUUUCUAGCCACAGUUCUAGAAGUUCCCGCAGUUCACGGGGAUCCAUGAGCACAUACCCGGAACUGCAGCUGCCCUCGCCUAGGUCGUCGAUGCUGGCAUCUGGUUUACAAGAAGGUGCAGUAAUACAAGAUUUCGGAGACACCAGUUGUCUUCACAACAGGACCAACCUCCUUCUUUCGUCCCCGGCAAUACAAGAAUCGCAACAACUACAACAACAGACGACUCAGCUUGUAUUAAACCCAGAAGUUACGCCGGGCCUACCAGCAUCUUUUAAUAACAGUAACCCCAUGAAAAAUUCGGCCUCGGCUCAGAAAUUUAUGUUGCCUUACCAAGUUACCCCGUGCCGGGAGAGUGGCCCCAGCCAAGCCGAAAAAAGGCUAGAGGCGCUCACACUUGAGCUGGAGAAGGAGCUAGAAAUGCACAUGAAAAAAGAAUACUUCGGUAAGUGUAAUCACUAA